AUUGUGCUCUUAUAAGACACUUUGGACAGCAAUGCACACUAUAGCCUACUUCACCUUCCCAACAGCAUGUUACUAUUAGCUACUGAAUUAAAAGAAAACAGUCACAAUCUUAUAGUAGAAGUCCUGUAAAGACCAUCACAUCGGAGCAGACGUCCUCCUAACAGCUCUCAUACAGGACUGCAGCAGGACUUUAAACAUUUGUUCAGGAUGAACAGAAAUCCACAGGAGGAAAUUGAGGACAUCGAGGAAGAAGAAGCAGCUAACUAUGUUAAUGUACCAGCAUGCACUGUGGAUAGAGUGGCAGCUCGUCCAGACCAGAGGUUUCGCUACUGUUGGUCAUCAUGGGCCUCCGUAUAUACUUUACCAAUCGCAACCUCAACGACAAAUUCUGCGUCUUAGAAAACCAGAUCACAGACCUGACUGCAGUAAACCAGAAUGUCAGUCGAGCUCAGUGGAGCAUUGAUGAAUACUGCCCCAAAGAAAAUAACGUUUCAGAGAGACAGUGUAGAGCUUGUCAAAAGGGCUGGAUGCUCAUCCAGUCCACCUGCUAUCUGAGUAGUGAUCGUUUUGAUCAGAAAACCUGGGAAGAAGCUCGAGAAGACUGCAGAGCACGGAGUUCAGAUUUGGCUGUUGUACAUAAUAAAGAGGAUGAGAAUGUACUUCGUCGUUACAGCCGGCACGGAUCCUGGAUUGGCCUGAGAGCUGAAGGAGGGAGAUGGAAGUGGAUCGAUGGAAGUGAUCUGACUGAAAGUGUCAGCUACCGGAUACAAGAACCACGACCUGCUGCUGAUGGUCAGUGUGCAUUUACUAACGUUAAGGACAGAUGGACAUCAGAGAGCUGUGCUGAGAGAAAAAGAUGGAUCUGCGAAAAGAAGCCUUUAUCUGUUUAAACACUGCAGUCAGACUUGAGAAGUUUACUGGAUACUCUGCAUGAUAAUAUCAACUGGCUUCAUAAAUAUCAAACUGUGAAGACUUCUAGUUCACAAUUGAGAUGUUUUGUUUUAAUAAAUAAACAUGUACAAGGGUUUUAUUUUUGUUAGAAGAGAAUAGAAAUAUUUCAAAGCUAUUUGUGUGUCGGUCAGAUGUAAUGUAUAUGUGAAUUAGAUAAUGGAUUCUAUAGGUAUGGCUACUGUCAAUCUGACAAUACAAUGACUCAGCUGAAGGAGGAAUGAACUGUUAAUUAUUAAUAACUCUGAAUGUGCUCUGGUUCUGCUUUAUUAGAGAUGUGAUGUUUAUAAUGUGUAUAUCAGCAGAUUGAUGAGAGGUAAAGACUGACUGCUCAGCUUCCUGUUUCCUGUGUGACAGGUUAUAUUGUUGCUCCUCAUGAGCCAAAAUGGGGGCACUGCAUCACUUGUUUUUCUUCAGCCUUUAAUGUAAAGCAUAUUGAUAUGUAGAGUGUUUUCUAUCUACUGAGUCUAGUGAGUGAGUGAGUCUAUCUAGAAGCAAAGUCCUGUUUCAAUACAUUGAAAUAAACACUGUGACACAUUG
This is a messenger RNA of Perca fluviatilis (European perch), 1488 nucleotides long. RefSeq names its product asialoglycoprotein receptor 1-like. Bases 342 to 890 code for a protein of 182 amino acids. The transcript is spliced from 7 exons. NCBI's taxonomy places the organism in Eukaryota, Metazoa, Chordata, Actinopteri, Perciformes, Percidae. The record is from RefSeq and is a predicted model, not a curated record.